This is a messenger RNA of Symbiodinium pilosum, 459 nucleotides long. The record is from the annotation of a GenBank genome assembly. Lineage: Eukaryota; Dinophyceae; Suessiales; Symbiodiniaceae.
AUGGGUGGUGAAGGGCAUCGUGAUGCCUUGCUGGGCGUGGUUCCCCGCGCUAGCAGCUUGAAGCAGCUGCAGGUGAAUUCGCGCGCGUGGCCCCUGCACUUUGUUGACGGUUGCAUGCUGGCUGGGAUGACUUUCCGAAAAGAGCCUUUCUUCGCUGGUGCCGACAAUGUUGACCAGCUGUACAAGAUUGCAAAGGUGUUGGGGACGGACCUUCUUCACGACUAUCUUGAUGCUUACGACUUGGAGCUAGAGUUGGAAGUGGAGCAACGUCUUGGGACACUCCCACGCAAGCAGUGGUCGGCCUUCAAAACCAAGGAUAAUGCAGAGCGCUGCUCUCCUGAGGCCUUAGAGCUCAUCGAUAAGAUGCUGCGCUAUGACCCAGCCGCCAGAAUUCUCCCAAGAGAGGCCAUGCAGCACGCGUAUUUCGAAGAAGUUCGGAAGCAGGAGUCGAACAAGUGA